AUGGACAGGCUGGCCGAAAUAGCUGAGAAGUUUGGGGACAGCCUGAAGCCCCAUGACAAGGAGCAAUUUGAGUCCAGCACAUUGGAAGACAUGCAAACGGAUCUCAGUGACAUACAGUCAAAGCAGGACCGAACAAAAACCAUGAUGAACAUGAAUAGGAUCAAAAAGUUUCUCUCCGGGAUGGAAGAUCUCGCCGAGGCUCUUGCGGCGAUAAAUCCUCGCGACGCAGGGCGCGCUAUGGCAUACGUCUGGGGCUCGAUUCGCUUCUUGUUGAAGCAUACUAGCCCAGCAGAGAAAGCCUUCGACAGUGUCCUCGACGUCUAUGAACGGCUUGGUGUACACAUGCCAGAGUUGUCCAAGUAUGAGAAGAUAUUUCAAAAGUUUGCCGGCUCCGAAGAAUGCUUAGUGAACAUUUACGACGACGUUCAGAGGUUCCAUACGUUGGCAUACAAGCUCUUCUCGCUCCGCACAAAAUUAUGGCAACGACUUCACAAGUCUGUUUGGAAGGACCUGAACCACACGUUUAAGCAACUUGCAAAAUCCUUAGACACACACGGAAAAUUCAUACAAAUGUGCCGCGCUAGCCUUAUAGACAACCCUGAUGGUUUCAGCAACAACCAUUACCAUAUCAAUAAUAGUGUCGGUGCUGCAUAUCCACAGAAUCGGGAGCGUAUAAACGAUGAUUUCAGCAGAUACCGAUACGGCGCAAAGGCAUUUUGGAGAGACUUUGAGGAAAGUGAGGUCGAAAGAAAGAGGAAACAAAGAGCCGCAAUUAAAACUUGGAUCUCGCCCUCGAACAAGGUUGAAGAAAUGCACAAGGGAUUUCAAAAGAUCAGAAGUCAAUGUCCCAAAAGCGGGCGCUGGCUUUUCAGGAGUUACGGUGAGGUCUCUGACUGGAUGAAAGAGGAUGAACCACCAGAGUCUGCCAUUUGGCUUCAUGGGAGCAAAGGUUUCGGGAAAACAAUUCUGGCAUCGCUCAUUGUGGAUGAGUUGAAAUCUCUCAGCACGGCAGAAAUGAAGAACGUGAUUCCUUCCGACAGCAACACCUACUAUUUCUACUGCCAAGAGGACGAUAAUGAGCAUCGAACCUAUCUCGACAUCCUCAAGGGAGUCUUACACCAAAUGGUCUAUGCGGACGAAUACAUUCUACCUCUUUGCGAUGACAGAAUGCAUCAAGGCGUAGAGGACAAUUUGUCCAACGCUGAAACAGCGCAGAUGCUCAUCGAAGCCUUUAUUGAGCACGCACCUAGGCAGUACAUAAUUAUUGAUGGAUUGGACGAGUGUGAAUCAAAUGAGGCACGCCAGACGGCACAUUUCUUCAUGCAACUGGUUGCCAGGUGCGACAACGAUGUGAAACUUGGCCAACUGAGAGUGUUGUUCACCAGCCAAACGAUGCUAGAAUUGAGCAAACACAUGCCCGAAGGCGACGCCAGCAUCCCGCUUAAGCCCACCGAUAACGCCGAGGAUAUUCGCACCUAUGUGCAAAAGAGAAUGCUGGAGUUCUCGGCGUCAGAUGAAUUCAACCGUGGCUUUAACCUCUCGGAUGCUGAUAGAAACCAGCUGGAGAGCAUCGUCUGUCACCAGAGCAUGUUUCUCUAUGCACAUCUCACUAUGGAGUAUUUGCUCCAACAACAGACAAAGGGGGAACUGCUCGAAAAAAUCAAGCAAGAAAUGCUCCCCAAAAAACUUGAAGACAUAUAUGAAAAGCUCCUUGGCUCUAUCGAGGCAAAGCUCAAGAAGUCGGAAGGAGGUAAUGCUCAGUGGGAAAAGGCAAAGAUCCUUUUAGGAUGGUUGGUUUGCGCGAAGAGACCCCUCAAAUGGCACGAGAUUCAAUCCAUCUUAUCAUUCGACACGGACAACGCUGUGGUCGACUUCGACAACAGAAUGCUACGGCAAAAUGUACGAAAAUAUCUGGGGUCCUUGGUACAUGUAUUAGAGGGAGGCCAUAUUCGGCUAAUCCACUCAACAGCACGUCGAUACAUCAUCGACAACAAUCGCAUAAGUGAGAAAGAGGUACAAUGUAGACUGACAGCGCUCUGUCUCAGGUAUCUAUCUCUCCCUUGCUUUGUAAAUGGCUACCAGGACAUACACCGCAAAGAGAAUGCCAGGCACGGCUGGUUCUCAUUUCAAGAUUAUGCCUGUUCCCAUUGGCACAGCCACAUCAACACCGUCAUCAGAAGUUGCAGCGACGUCAUGAUUCUUCAUGAUGAUAUUCAGACACAGUUUAUAGAGGCUCAAUGGGAGUUCGCGACUGCCCUGGAGUUGUUCAUCAACACCCAUGGCCACCAGUUGACUUCCGAGAUCCACGCGGAGCUGGAACAGGACCAAAUAGAUAGAUUCCAAGGCUUCCCUGGAAAUCUCCAUGAGAACCUCCUCAUUAUCUGGAACCACAUCUUCACUCACCAGAAGGGUGAUUUCGAUCGCCGUAAUACUGUCGGUAUCAGCCAGAUCGAUGACGCCCUCCGUAUUAACCGGACCUGCCUCGAGGAACAUUUUGUGCCCACCGACAGCGCUAUUCACACUGAUACCAUCGAAGACUACUACGGUUCCAAUCUCUUCAAGUGUCAGCGAACCCUCUGCCGCUUCUUUUACGUCGGGUACGACAGCGCGAAGGCACGCGACAACCACCACGCCCGGCACGACCGGCCAUUCACUUGCCCUGUCGCGUGUAAUUUGGCACCCAUAGGAUUUUCAAACAAGAAGGAUAGAGACCGGCAUGUGCGGCUGUACCAUCGCGAGAUGAGCGAAAGACCUUCCAUGUUCGAGGCGCCCGCCCGAAGGCAAGGACGUUUCAAGUGCUCGAUCUGUGACGACACCUUCACAAGGAAAACCAACCUCAGGGGCCACGAGCGGAGCCAUUUCGGGGAUCGACCUUAUUCAUGUUCAACUUGCGGUAGAGCAUUUGGCCGGCAGAGUGAUUGCCGUAGACACGAGAAGAUUCACGCCAGGAGAGGUGCAUGA
Molecule: messenger RNA, 2961 nt
Organism: Clonostachys solani
Lineage: Eukaryota; Fungi; Ascomycota; Sordariomycetes; Hypocreales; Bionectriaceae
Source: the annotation of a GenBank genome assembly